AAGGGUUCGUUCAUCAACGCUAACUUUCCCCUCUCCCGCUCCACAGUCCACACACUUAACGCAGCCAUAACCUCUCUCCGCCUUUUCCGUUCUCCAGCGGCUGCCACUGUUUGUUUGCCGGCGAAUCUAAACCCCUUCUUCGUCGGUUUCUUCCUCUUUUUUCAGGGCUGCAGUGUGUUUUGAAAGUUGGUUAAUGGCCACUGAGAGGAAUGCUAUGGAUUCUGAGCCGCGAACUGUAACAGAUGCUGAUUCUACAACAAAGAAACAUGAUGAGUCUCUUCUAACAGCUGACACAAGUCGUAUCGUCAAAGGGUCAACUACCUCAUCUGUGGCCGUUAGUGCAGGUGAUAAUGGAUGUGUUGUAGUCCCUUCUCAGCCAAACAAAAAUGGUCAAGCAUGUGCUACGGAUUUUCUAAAGGCAAGUCACGGUGACAAAAACAACAGUUCAUAUAACUCUCAUGCUUCGAAUCUGCACGGUGAUCGAGCAACAAGAAGCUAUUGUUGGUCUCAAACUUCGGUUUCAAAUGCUAAGCCUCCAGAAAAUCUCAAUGUUUAUGGUAGACUUCCUUCCUUCACACAAUCACAUGCGUCCAGACCCAUAUUCAAGGGAAAGCAACCCGCAGGACAGUUUAUAAAACAUCCCAAUCAAAAGACAAGCUCCGUCCCAUAUAGUGGUUACCACAGUAAUGGAAAUACAAAUAGUGGUUUCAGGGAUCUCAGAGAUGAACACAAGAAGCCUGAGAGAAAUGGUUACGAUCAUGGAAAUGCAAAUAGGGGUUUCUUGGAUCACAGAGAUGAAUACAAGAAGCUUGAGAGAAACGGAGAUUCUGAUUCAUUAGCUGAAAUGAAAUGCGGUCCGAGAACCAGUGCAAAGGCUCACCCUCCUUCUGAGUCAUCAUUAUCACUCAAGAAGCAAAACAGUUCUUUUGUCUUGGAUCUUCGUAGAGAAAUGUUCAACCUCCCGGAUUUUCAGAUAGACUACGAGGAUGCCAAGUUUUUCGUUAUCAAAUCCUACAGCGAAGAUGAUGUUCACAAGAGCAUCAAAUAUUCAGUAUGGUCAAGUACUGUGAAUGGAAACAAGAAACUCGAUGCAGCUUACCGUGAUGCUGAAGCCAAAACCGUCGUUGAUGGCAAGAAACGUCCAAUUUUCCUCUUCUUCUCGGUGAAUGCGAGUAGACAGUUUGUGGGAUUAGCAGAGAUGGUUGGAUACGUGGACAUGAACAAGGACUUAGAUUUCUGGCAAGUUGAUAAGUGGUGCGGCUUCUUCCCUGUGGAAUGGCAUGUGGUUAAAGACGUUCCUAACUGGGACCUAUGCCAUAUCAUCCUCGACAACAAUGAGGGCAAGGCGGUUACUCAUACGAGGGACACUCACGAGAUCAAACUCAAAGAAGGUCUUCAAAUGCUUUCGAUAUUCAAGAAGUUUUCUGCGGUGACAUCUUUGUUAGAUGACAUGGACUUUUAUGAAGAACGUGAGAAGUCUCUUAGAUUGAAGAAGGAUCAUAAACCAGCUACUCUUCGCAUGGAUGUUUUCAAGGAGAGAGACUAUGAUUAUGAGAAUGGAGGCAAUAGGAGAAUGAAUCAAGAUAGAGGAUAUAAUUGGAGCAGAAGUAGCAGACAACAACAACAGUCUCUUGUCAAUCAAACCAAGAAUCUCUCCAUAAGAGGAGGCUAUUCUGUUUCCAAGAAUAACACUCGCAAUCCAAGAUGAGACACAUUCUUAGUUCCUCUCCUAUUUAUUAGUGAAUUAAUUUACUUAGUUCAGAUUCUUGUUAUGUUUUCCUUAGUUAGGGCAUUCUUCUUCAGUGUGUUUUGAGAGAUUGCAGAUUUCAUUUUCAAAUCUCAUAAAUAAAUCAAUCGUUGAAUAUGUUGU
Molecule: messenger RNA, 1870 nt
Organism: Eruca vesicaria subsp. sativa (arugula)
Lineage: Eukaryota; Viridiplantae; Streptophyta; Magnoliopsida; Brassicales; Brassicaceae
Source: the annotation of a GenBank genome assembly